Messenger RNA from Sabethes cyaneus, 4554 nucleotides. RefSeq lists its product as uncharacterized. The record is from RefSeq and is a predicted model, not a curated record. The transcript is spliced from 3 exons. The coding region runs from base 1 to 4554 and encodes 1517 amino acids. NCBI's taxonomy places the organism in Eukaryota, Metazoa, Arthropoda, Insecta, Diptera, Culicidae.
AUGCCAGACGAUAGUCGGAUGGUAGCGUGUGAUCUGUGCGGAAAGUGUUACCAUUUUGUGUGUGUCGGUGUGGACUCAAGUGUUCAGGACCGUGAUUGGAGCUGCGAGAAUUGCACCGGAAUCGGAGCGGCAGCUCAAGUCCCAGCCGGAACUUCAACACCAGCGGCCACGGGAGGUAAACCAAAAUCCGGAAGCACGAAGACACACGAUGUUGUUCCGGUUGACAGUCUUCAACGGCAGCUAGCAGAGAUGCUGAAGAAAAUGGAAAGGCAGCAAAAGGAAUUCGAACGGGUUAUAAAGGAAAAAGAUGAUCAACGUCGAGACGCUCUCAGGGAACUCAGGGAGAUAAAUACGAACGAGAGCUACAGGUUUCUGAUCGACGACGGUAUCAGCCAAGCAGAUGUUCUGGUUCAAGAACUGCAGUUACUAGAGGAGAAGCAAGCGCUAGAACGCAGACAUUUGGAAGAGAAGGGUCGACUAUUGAAGCGAUUUGGAGCGUUCGACGGAGGUGCAGCCGAAGGUGCUUCCGGACUCAACCCUCAGGCGAGUGCAGUUCAACGACCUAGUUGUCAUGACGAGGAGAACCUUCUACGCCUCCAGCGAAGCCUGAAAGGGAGAGCAUUGGAUGCGGUGCGCUGUCGACUGCUGCAUCCGUCAAACCUAGCAGGCGUCAUCGCUACAUUGAGGACACUAUUCGGAAGACCGGAAAUCAUUGUCCACUCGCUAGUUGCCAAAAUCUGUGAUAUGCCUGCACCGAAAGCAGAAAAGCUGAGCACGUUGAUUGAUUUUGGAGUCGCUGUUCAAAAUGUCUGUGCCACUAUUACGGUGUCGGGUCUUGAUGAAUACCUUUGUAAUGUAGCGCUUCUACAGGAGCUAACGGAGAAAUUGCCACCUACCGUCAGGCUCAAUUGGGCAUAUCAUCGUCAAACGCUGGCCAGCGUUACCUUGUUGGACUUUGGUGAUUGGCUAGGAAAGUUAGUGGAAGCCGCCAGUGUUGUUACCAUUCCAUCCAUUGGCGUCUCGAAACCGGAGAAACACGGUCGCAGGGAAAAUAAUUACCUCAACGUUCAUUCGGACAGUACCAGUGAAGAACUCAUCCCGAAGAAUCGCUCUGUGGCUGCUUCGAAAAGUUGUACAGUGUGCUUAGGAGAAUGCAGCGGCCCUGAAUCGUGUCGUAAAUUCCUGAACAUGAAUAUCGGAGAUCGAUGGACAGUAGUUAAGGCGAAGAAGCUGUGCCGAAAAUGUCUACAAAAGCAUUUCGGCGCUUGCCAUGUUAAAACGCCGUGUGGAAAGGAUGAUUGUUCGUUCAUGCAUAGCAAGUUGCUACAUGACGACAAACGGUACAAACCCGCAGUGUCCGAGAUGCCAGCUUCGUCGAGUGAAAGUUUGACAACGCAGAGUUGCAAUACUCAUUCGAAUACGGCCGGUAAGAUACUUUUUCGUUACGUGCCCGUGACCAUUUUCGGAAAGGGAAAGACAGUGAAUACUUUUGCCUUCCUCGACGAUGGAUCGUCGGCCACCUUCGUGGAGCACAGUCUAGUGGAAGAAUUGGGCCUCGAAGGGAUACCACAUCCAUUAUGCCUCAAUUGGACGGGUGGACAGCAAAGGGAGGAGAAUGAAUCGGUCAGAUUAGCGCUGAAGAUAUCGGGAACAUUCGAUUCAAGCAGGGUCUACGAACUCUCGAAGGUUCACACGGUACGCAACCUUUCUCUGUCGAAGCAGUCGGUCUCAGUGGAACAAUUGGCAUCCAAAUACAAAUAUCUGCGAGGACUGCCACUAGACUCGUACACUGACGUAUCUCCCAGGAUCCUGAUAGGAAUGGACAAUUGCCGCCUUGGUAACGUACUGCGGAGUUCCGAAGGAGCCGAAAACGAACCUGUAGCAUCCAGAACCCGUCUUGGAUGGCUUGUGUAUGGACCUUGUACGACGGUGUCAACAAACACGACCUAUAGCGGCUGCCAUAGUUUUCACAUUUGUCCGUGCAAUACUGAAAUAGAUAGAAGCUUGGACGGUGCUUUGAAGGAAUAUUUCUCAAUUGAGUCUUUGGGAAUAUCCGGAUCGUUUAAGCCCCUGCUCUCGAAGGACGAAGAGCGAGCGAUGAAAAUCUUAUCCACAGAAACGCAUCUGAAUGAAAACCGCUAUGAGACUGCACUGUUGUGGCGCUACGACAAUGUGCGGUUGCCUGAUAGCCGAGCAAUGGCAUUGAAGCGUCUAGCGUGCUUGGAAAAAAGGAUGAAACGAGACCCCGAGCUAGCUGUAGCGAUGAACACCAGGCUGAAGGAGUAUGAAGAAAAAGGGUAUAUUCGAAGACUUUCAGCGGUCGAGCAAGCGGACAGGCGUCCGAACGAUUGGUACUUACCGGUAUUCCCGGUUAUCAACUCGAACAAGCCCGGGAAGAUACGGAUGGUGUUUGACGCAGCCGCGAAAGUGAACGGCGUGUCCCUCAACUCAGUACUUCUUACGGGACCGGAUCAACUGGUAUCGCUACUUACGGUUUUGUUUAAAUUCCGUGAAUUUCGUUUUGCUGUAGUUGGGGACAUACGCGAAAUGUUUUUUCAAGUGCGGAUGAGGGUGCAAGACCAGCGCAGCCAGAUGAUUUUGUGGAACAGUGGGAACCCCAAUGAAGACCCCGUGACAUAUGUAGUCAGCGUCAUGACGUUUGGGGCGGCAUGCUCCCCAAGCUGCGCACACUAUGUGAAGAACCUGAACGCAGACAGAUUCGUGGAACAGUUUCCCCGAGCGGUUGAGAGCAUCAAAUACGAGCAUUAUGUAGACGAUAUGCUGUGCAGUGUGGAAACCGAGGAGGAAGCCGUACAGCUGGCCAGGGACGUACGUUUUGUUCAUUCGCAAGCGAGUUUCGAAAUCCGGAACUGGUUGUCAAAUUCCAGCAAGGUUACGGCAUCGCUACAGGAAGAUACCACGACGGAGAAGAAUAUCAACCCGUGUACAGAGAUGGCAACGGAGAAAGUGCUUGGAAUGUGGUGGGAUACUGCCAGCGACACGUUUACGUUCAGAUUAUCCCCCAAGCACGAUGCGAAACUGUUAUCCGGGGCCAGGAUGCCCACGAAACGGGAGGUACUCAGAACGCUAAUGGCGAUAUACGGUCCGAUAGGACUAAUCGGAAAUUUCCUAAUGUAUUUAAAAAUCCUUCUGCAGGAAAUUUGGCGCUCUGGAUGCGCCUGGGACGAUGAGAUUGCAGGGAGUUUAGCUGAGAAAUGGUUGACCUGGGUCGCAGUGUUACCUGAUGUACGGAACGUGCGUGUUCCCCGAUGCUACCGAGUCAUCACGUCCGCUAAUACCACGAACGACGUUCAGCUGCAUAUCUUUUGCGACGCAAGCGAAAACGGAAUCGCCGCCGUUGCAUACUUUAGAUUCGAGGAGAAUGGUGUGAUAGAAUGUGCGAUGAUAGGAUCGAAGACGAGAGUUGCGCCGCUGAAAUUCCUGUCGAUUCCGCGGUUAGAGUUACAGGCUGCUGUAAUUGGAGCCCGGCUGGCCGGUAACAUUGCUAGCUCGCACCGAAUUAAAAUCUCGCAACAGAUAUUCUGGACAGACUCCCGGGAUGUGGUAUGCUGGAUACGCUCCGACCACCGUCGCUUUAGUCAGUUCGUGGCAUUUAGGGUGAGUGAGCUGCUGGAAACUACCAGAGUAAACGACUGGCGAUGGGUACCCACCAGAUUAAAUGUAGCUGACGACGGAACGAAGUGGCAGAGGUUGCCGGACUUACGACCCACAAGUCGCUGGUUCUGCGGGCCAGACUUUCUACGAAAACCAGAAAACGAAUGGCCAGGAGAAGGUUGUGACCCAGGGACGACUGUAGAAGAGAUGCGUUCAAGCGUUCUUCACCCGCCAGCCGCUCCCCAUUUCGGAGGUUGCUGGGAGAGGCUAGUGCAGUCGUUUAAAAAGGUUAUGAAGGAGUUCAAGCCACCACGUCUACCAUCCGACGAGAUCCUCAGAUCAAUGCUUAUAGAGAUCGAGAUGAUCAUUAACUCUAGACCGCUUACACAUUUAUCACUAGACACCGAAAGUGAGCCCCCCUUAACACCUAACCACUUCUUGUUAGGGUGUUCGAAUGGAAGCAAGCCCUCGAUCGCAUUCGACGACCGACCCAUGGUGCUGAAGCAGUCGUGGAAGAUGUCCCAGCUGUAUGCUGACGUAUUCUGGAAGAAAUGGGUGGCUGAAUACUUGCCCACCCUGACCAAGAGGACAAAAUGGUUUCAACCUGCAAAACCGAUAGAGGAAGGUCAACUGGCUUUGAUCGUGGACAACGGGCUCCCAAGAAACUGCUGGCCGCGAGGCCGCAUCGUGAAGGUCGUCCGCUCUAGCGAUGGGCAAGUACGACGAGUUACAGUGCAAACUGCAAGUGGAUUGCUGGAGAGACCGGCUGUCAAGAUUGCCAUCCUGGACGUCGAUCCAAUGGAGAAUAAGCCGUUGCAACUCCAACAGCGUACUCGGGGGGAAUGUCACACACCUGCGGCGAGUGCCGAUACUCCGCCGACUGGCAACCGUGACCGACCGAACGUCAUCUGCUUGUCAUCCUCUGAUCUGGACAAUUGA